This is a messenger RNA of Cataglyphis hispanica, 1081 nucleotides long. It is a transcript of the gene bai, whose product is annotated as transmembrane emp24 domain-containing protein bai. The transcript has 5 exons. NCBI's taxonomy places the organism in Eukaryota, Metazoa, Arthropoda, Insecta, Hymenoptera, Formicidae. Gene Ontology annotation, cellular component: endoplasmic reticulum; endoplasmic reticulum-Golgi intermediate compartment; Golgi apparatus. Bases 153 to 782 code for a protein of 209 amino acids. Gene Ontology annotation, biological process: endoplasmic reticulum to Golgi vesicle-mediated transport; intracellular protein transport; Golgi organization. The record is from RefSeq and is a predicted model, not a curated record.
UAGUAGUAUUUAAUGGUCAAUGGCUGCCACCUCAUCGUGAUGUCGUGAUGUUGACGAAUGUUCUGUACUGUGGAAUGCGUGGAACUUGCUGGUAAUACGUCAAGCUGAUCGGAACCUUUGCAGGACGAUAAUUGACAAUAAUAACAAAUAAGAUGAGCCGCUCUCACAUCAGAGCUCUCCUGGCGAUUUUCUUGAUCGCUCAGGCUCACGGUAUCAUGUUCUACCUGUCGCCGAACAGUCACAAGUGUCUCAAGGAGGAGGUUCAGGCGGAUGUACUUGUCACGGGAGAAUAUGAGGUGUCCGAGGCGAUAGGUCAGAAAACCGAUUACGCGAUACAGGAUUCCAAAGGACAUAUAUUGUCGCAGAAGGAAGAUAUUCCUCAUGGAAAGCUAUUGAAAUUCUCCUUUGUAACUGAAACUUAUGAUACUUUUGAAAUAUGCUUUGUUUCACAUGUUCCAAAUCAUCAACGUGGAGUCAGGCAAGAAGUUACGCUAAUCACAAAACGUGGCAUUGAAGCAAAGAAUUACGAAGGCAUCGGCGAAGCAGCCAAGUUAAAACCAGUAGAAGUGGAAUUGAAACGAUUGGAAGAUUUGUCUGAGGCGAUAGUGCAAGACUUCGCAAGAAUGCGCAAAAACGAGGAAGAAAUGAGAGAUACAAAUGAGGCCACAAACACUCGAGUGCUAUACUUCAGUUUAUUCUCGAUAUGUAUUCUUUUCGGGUUAUCCACUUGGCAACUUUUCUACUUCCGACGUUUCUUCAGGAUGAAGAAACUCAUAGAAUAAAUUUGUAAUAAAUACAUUUAUUCUUUGAAUUUCAGUUUUUGUUAUUUGCAACUUCAUAUUUAAAUGCGAAUUUACACGUUAUGAAACAUUUUUUUAUAUUGCAACAUAAAAAAAAGUUUGAAAUAAACAAAUAGGAAAUGAAACGUCAACAAUCAUGUUACCGCAUUUGAAUCAAUGUAAAAUAUGAUAGGUUCUUAUCAUCUCACCACAUACCGUGCAUGUAUCACGUUACCGAAGACAUAAUGUUAAAAAAAUGUAAGAUAGAAGAUUUCUUAAAUAAAAGAUUAUUGAUAUAAUCA